Neltuma alba is the source of this 1630-nucleotide messenger RNA. RefSeq names its product L-tryptophan--pyruvate aminotransferase 1-like. The record is from RefSeq and is a predicted model, not a curated record. Gene Ontology annotation, molecular function: carbon-sulfur lyase activity; transaminase activity. Gene Ontology annotation, biological process: amino acid metabolic process. The coding region runs from base 54 to 1277 and encodes 407 amino acids. NCBI's taxonomy places the organism in Eukaryota, Viridiplantae, Streptophyta, Magnoliopsida, Fabales, Fabaceae. The transcript has 5 exons.
UUCAAAGCAAUAUAUAGAAAUCAAAUACACAGAGAAAGGUUAUCAGGCAUUUUAUGAAACUGCAACAAAUGGUGGCAAAUCUUCCUGCACUUCCUCCCCUCAAUAACAACAAUGGCUUGCCCUCCUCAAACACCGACGCUUCUCUUCCUAACUCCUCCAUCGUUAACCUCGACCGGGGAGAUACAGUGUUGUUGGAGUCGUACUGGAGGAAGAUGAGCGAGGAGUGUACGGUGGAGAUAAAGGGGUGGGAGUUUCUGAGUUAUGCCAGUGAUUUGAAGAGUGUGUGUUGGUUUAUGAUGCCGGAGCUCAGAGACGCCCUUAAAAGGCUUCAUGCUUUGGUUGGCAACGCUGAGACCAGCGAUAGGCACAUUGUGGUCGGCAAUGGCUCCACGCAGCUAUUUCAGGCAGCUCUCUUCGCUCUCUCGUCUUCGUCGUCUUCUUCCGAUGACCCUAUUAACGUGGUCGCCGCCGCUCCUUAUUAUUCGGGUUACCCAGACGAGACAGAUCUAGUGCGGUCAAGCCUACACAAGUGGAGUGGGGACGCAAAGGAGUAUGAUAAGAAUGAAGCAUACAUAGAGAUAGUGACGUCUCCCAAUAACCCAGAUGGCAGUCUCAGAGGACCUGUGGUGAGCAGCAAAUGUGGGGUUGAAGGAAAGCUAAUUCACGACCUUGCUUAUUACUGGCCUCUCUAUACUCCCAUUACUCACAAGGCCGAUCAUGAUCUUAUGCUCUUCACUCUCUCCAAAUGCACUGGUCACUCUGGUUCUCGCAUUGGGUGGGCGAUCGUGAAAGACAUAGAUAUUGCGAAGAAGAUGACCACAUUUAUAGUGCUGAACUCCAUUGGCGUGUCCAAAGAAUCCCAAACUCGAGCUGCUAAAAUAAUGGAAGUUGUAUGUGAUAGCUAUCAGAGAUACAGAUUUGAUGGGUCAUCUAAGGAAUCUGAGUUGUUCUUUGAGUAUAGCAGAGGCAUUUUGAAAGAGAGGUGGCAGAAACUGAGGGAAGUUGUCAAACAAAGUGAUGGUUUCAUCGUGCCCAAGUUUCAAACAGCCUACUGUAACUUCACCAACCAAUCAUUUGAAACAUAUCCUGCUUUUGCGUGGUUGAUGUGUAAGAGGGAGGAAGAUUGUGGGAGCUAUCUGGAAAAGAAAUUGAAAGUAGUUGCCAGAAGUGGGAAGCGAUUCGGAAGUGAUCCAAGGUAUGCCAGAAUCAACAUGUUGACCACAGGAGACGACUUCGAUGAAUUCUUAGAGAGACUCUCAAACAUCGAAGACAUUUAGAUAUACAAUGAAUACAUGUAUGCUCGAAAGAGUGGGAAAAUGUUUGGCCAGCGGGUCCAGUAACUUGGGUUGCUAUAAUUUUACAUUUCAUACUAGAAGUUAAUUCCAAUUAUUAGACAAGGAGAACAUAAACAAUAUUAGAAUUUAAUUUUCCAUUAAUGAAAGUUAAACCAUAUACUACCUCUUGCUUUAAAUAUUAGAGCUAGUUUAUAAUAUAAAUUACACUACAAAUUAACUCUUAUAUUCAGGAUCGGAGGUAGUAUUACAUGUAAUAUGAUAUCAGUUGCAUUAUAUUAUUCAUGACUUAUUGUGAGUAAUUUUACUUGUUUGAAUGACAUUUCGUUAAAUUUCAA